AUAGAACUACGAAGGUUCUAGGGCCUCUCUGUAAUACCCAAAGCCAUAUUAGUCAACGAGGCCCAUAUAAAUAAAGUCGUAGAACAAUAAUUUUGAGAACGGUAACGGAGUAACAGAGGAGAUUGAGAUGAUGUCGGCGACGGCGAGUCACGGGGGAGUGAUGAUGCUUCCGUCACCAUCCGGAGCGUUGCAGCAUCAGCGACCACCGACCGUAACUGGAUCGGAUAUGUUCCGCGUAAGACGAAAGGAACCGAGAGGGUUGAGGCUGGUGGUUGCGGCGACGGCGAAGUACAAGGGGACGAAGAUGAGGGAGGAGAAGCUAUCGGAGAUGAUAGAGGAGAAAGUGAAGGAAGCGACGGAGGUUUGCGAGGCGGACGUGAGAUCGGAGGAGUGUAAAGUCGCGUGGGACGAAGUGGAAGAGGUGAGCCAAGCCAGAGCAGAUCUGAGGAUCAAGCUCAAGUUCCUGAACCAGGACCCGCUCGAGAGUUUCUGCCAAGAGAAUCCUGAGACCGACGAGUGUCGUAUCUACGAAGACUGAGGAAAGUGACCGGAGAUUGAGUACUUCUCGUGUUCUGUCUUUUCGUAGAAUUUUAAUAUUUUUAUCUCGAUGUGAUUAUUUGGGACUAUAUGCUAACAAUAAGAGGAGUAGUAAUAUCACAUUUGUUAUACGGUUGGACAUGAAACAGAGUUAUUCUAAUUAA
Molecule: messenger RNA, 701 nt
Organism: Brassica napus (rape)
Lineage: Eukaryota; Viridiplantae; Streptophyta; Magnoliopsida; Brassicales; Brassicaceae
Product: calvin cycle protein CP12-3, chloroplastic
Exons: 1
Coding region: 128-538 (136 amino acids)
Biological process (GO): negative regulation of reductive pentose-phosphate cycle
Cellular component (GO): chloroplast
Source: RefSeq, a predicted model, not a curated record